AUGAACAAGGCCAACUUUUCAUCGUUUUUGAGGAGUCUAAACUGUGACCCGGCGGACCCGCUAAUCCAUCAGUUACGCCUACAAGUAGGAGCAUUUGACGAAGAAGCACAAGCCUUCAAUUCUUGCAGAACUGAUGAUUGGAAAGGAGGAGCCGAUGGAGAAGCCGUAUCAAGCAAUUUCAAUAAAUCACCGCUGACGCCAUUGUCGCGAAAUGCUGGUCGGAAGAAAAGCCAUCCGGUCUGGGAAUAUUUUGAUGAUCUUAAAGGCGUUGUGGGAUCAACGUGUAAAGUGGCCUGUAAACAUUGUGAAUGGACCCACGACGACCGUUCACCGAAUAAUCUGAAAGUGCACUUGAAGCGAAAGCAUACUAGCGACGGCCUUUACCAGCAACUCGAGCGCAAGCUUGCUAUCACGCCGUCACAGCCUUACGUGAAGAAAUUGCGCGCUCAAAGUACGGCACCAACGACUCAGAAAUCGAUUCUGCCCAAUUUCCCGCUCGAUCUUUCGUUGCUGCCACAUAUGGGUACGCUUCUCCCGAUUUCGGUUGGUCCCUCAGAUCAGGUUGCCGAUUCAGAAGAGGCCACUUCCGCUAACGGUUCUAAUGUAGCUACGGAGAACGAGUCACCAGGGCCCGCUGAAGAUUCCGCAUCGCCUUCUAGCAACGAUUCUGCAACAUUGCCGAAUGACAUCAAUAUCUUUGGGCAGCUCUCGAACCUCCUCGGCACGUCACCACUCAAUCAGAAUGCGAUGAACAUCUUCCAUGCCAUGUUGGGCUUGAAUGUAAUCAACAACCCGGUGCCUACAUUUGCACUUACUGAUGGGGAAACGUUGUCUCGCUUGAUAAUCGUUACAAACGAGAUGGACUUAUCGAUGACGAUUCAAAGGCGUGGCACGGAGUCCGAAAUCUGCUUUGAUCGGAACUUUACGACGAAUGCUCCGCGUAACACUCAACUAUGUUUUACAGACCUGGGGCAAUACAUAAAACUGAUGCACCGGCACAUCGAUGGAGAGAUCACGAACACCGAGUUCUGGCCGAAAUUAGGCUUCCCCCAAUUCCUACAGGGCCUUCGUGCACGCUGUGCCGAACUAUUCCAA
Mesorhabditis spiculigera is the source of this 1095-nucleotide messenger RNA. The record is from the annotation of a GenBank genome assembly. Lineage: Eukaryota; Metazoa; Nematoda; Chromadorea; Rhabditida; Rhabditidae.